GGAGCUUCUGCUCACAGUCUUUUUCACGGCUCUUGGGUGCCCCACACCAGGGUGCCCUCUAUCCCAAAAUCCAGAUGAAGAAAUGUCUUCUACUAGUGAGUCUGUAUCUGCUUGGAUCUGCCAGAGGAGCAUCAGGUCAAUCUGAUGAGCUUCCUGGCUCUCUGGAUCAUCAAGCUUCAGUUCAGCAACCUUCAGGUGACUACUUUUCACUUGAAAACCCUUCAGAUGGUGAGGCUUUAUAUGAGACUUCUUCAGGCCAGAACACUUUGAGUGAGCAUGGUUCAAGUGAGCACACUGCGGUUGAACACGCUUCAAGUGAGCAUGCUGCAGGUGGGCAUGCUGCAGGUGAACACGCUUCCAGUGAACAACCUUCUGGUGAACAGCCUUCGGGUGAAAAGACUUCUGGUGAACGGCCUGCAGGUGAACAGCCUUCAGGCAUCCCACCUUCAAGCACAAUUUCAGGCCCAGUAUUAAAUUGCCACACAUGCUCUUAUAUGAAUGACCAAGGAAUAUGUCUUCAAGGAGAGGGAGUCUGUUCCACUCAGAAUUCCCAGCAGUGCAUGUUAAAGAAGAUCUUUGAAGGUGGAAAACUUCAAUUCAUUGUCCAGGGCUGUGAAAGCAUGUGCCCAUCCAUGAACCAAUUAUCCCGUGGAACCAGGAUGCAAGUUAUAUGCUGUCAGAAUCAAUCUUUCUGCAACAAGGUCUAGAAGCCUGUGCCCUUGCUUCCUGCUCUGAGUCAGGCAGCAAAAGUCCUCCAUCACCCUACUGGACUCAAUUUAUAUUUAGUUUCUUCCCCAGUAAAAAACUAAUCACAUCUUCCUCUGCCUGACUAUCAGACAGGAAGCUCAAAUAUCUUUCCUCUCCUAUCCAUGCCCUGUUACACAUUCUUCUCUGACUUCCAACUUCCCUAUCCCCUUACCCCAUCUCUCAACAUUCUUUUCUUUUUCAAUAAAUUCCACAUGAUUAAAGAAUAUAGACUCCAGACAGAGUCUUUUGCCAUCAACCAGGGGCAGGGUCACUCUGAGCUUCCUUCUGCUCCACACAAUAAAGUAGAUCCAUUUUAUUUCUAUAUAUUUCCUUUUUUUUUGAAUUUUAUUUUAUUUAUUUUUUUAUACAGCAGGUUCUUAUUAGUCAUCCAUUUUAUACACAUCAGUGUAUAUAGGUCAAUCCCAAUCUCUAAUUCAUCACACACCACCACCCUGCCUCUUUCCCCCUUUGGUGUCCAUGUUUGUUCUCUACAUCUGUGUCUCAAUUUCUGCCCUGCAAACUGGUUCAUCUGUACCAUUUUUUAGGUUCCACAUAUAUGCGUUAAUAUAAGCUAUUUGUUCUAUUUCUGACUUACUCACUCUGUAUGACAGUCUCUAGAUCCAGCCACAUCUCAACAAAUGACCCAAUUUCGUUCCUUUUUAUGGCUGAGUAAUAUUGCAUUGUAUAUAUACACCACAUCUUCUUUAUCCAUUGAUCUGUCAAUGAGUAUUUAGGUUGCUUCCAUGAACUGGCUAUUGUAAACAGUGU
This is a messenger RNA of Orcinus orca (killer whale), 1515 nucleotides long. It is a transcript of the gene ACRV1, whose product is annotated as acrosomal vesicle protein 1. Bases 75 to 707 code for a protein of 210 amino acids. Lineage: Eukaryota; Metazoa; Chordata; Mammalia; Artiodactyla; Delphinidae. The record is from RefSeq and is a predicted model, not a curated record. The transcript has 4 exons.